CCAGUAACCAGCAGUGACAGGAGAAGACAGCAAGAGAAGGCUGGGAAGAGGGCUGUCUUUCCCGCACCCUCCCAUUUCUUCGCUCCCCUCACAGGGGAGCGGGGAUGGUGCGGUCCAGCCAGCUGUGGAGCUGCUGAGUGAGGCUGAGAGCCCGUGGGUGCCCGGGGCGGCGACAGCAGAGGGGGGAGCAAACAGCUGGGGGAAGAGCAGGCAGAAACGCUCUCUCUCCCCGCGGCGGCGGCGGCAGCGGUUACUGAAGACGUGGAGAAGGUGAAGAACGAAAGGGGUGGAGGACGCGUUCCCCUCCGCUCCAUUUCCCCCAUCCUUUCACUGUCGUGGUUAAAGCUGGGGUAGAGACACCCAGACGCUUAGCUGCCUCCGCUGUCUCCACCUCCUUCCUUUCGGCUGUUGCUGCUGGCUGAGCUUCUGGGGCUACUGGACUAAGGAGUAGCAACAGCCCUGGUGGUGGCGGCAGCAGCGCCCUGUGGGAGGGGAGAGAUCAGCGGAGCCACUGGCUGCAUUGACUACACAUACUCAGCAGGAGCAGGAAAGCAGCAGCGCGUUGGCUGCUGUUCCUUUACUGCCUGGAUGCUAGAGCUUCCCAAUCAGCCUGCCACGGGCACCCUAAAGGAGGAGGAAGAAGAGGAGGAAGGAUCUGGACAUCGGGGAUAGGAAGAGGAAGGUGAAGAAAAGCGACAAAGCGGUAGCCAUGGCCUCCAACUUUAACGAUAUCGUCAAGCAGGGCUAUGUGAAAAUCCGCAGUAGGAAGCUGGGGAUUUUCAGACGUUGUUGGUUGGUUUUCAAGAAAGCAUCCAGCAAAGGACCCAGAAGGCUCGAAAAAUUUCCAGAUGAAAAGGCAGCUUAUUUCAGAAACUUUCAUAAGGUAACUGAACUGCACAACAUCAAAAACAUAACCAGACUGCCUCGAGAGACCAAGAAGCAUGCAGUGGCAAUUAUCUUUCAUGAUGAAACGUCAAAGACAUUUGCCUGUGAGUCAGAGCUGGAGGCCGAGGAAUGGUGCAAACACCUUUGCAUGGAGUGUCUAGGAACCAGACUGAACGACAUAAGCCUUGGGGAACCCGAUCUGCUGGCUGCAGGAGUGCAGAGGGAGCAAAAUGAACGAUUCAAUGUGUAUCUUAUGCCUACACCAAAUCUAGAUAUUUAUGGGGAAUGCACAAUGCAGAUUACACAUGAAAACAUCUAUCUCUGGGAUAUUCACAAUGCCAAGGUCAAGCUGGUGAUGUGGCCCCUUAGUUCGUUGAGGAGAUAUGGUCGUGACUCAACUUGGUUCACAUUUGAGUCAGGAAGGAUGUGUGACACAGGAGAAGGACUAUUCACCUUUCAAACAAGGGAAGGAGAAAUGAUCUAUCAGAAGGUACACUCUGCAACCUUGGCAAUAGCAGAACAACAUGAAAGACUAAUGCUAGAGAUGGAGCAAAAGGCGCGGCUUCAAACCAGUCUGACUGAACCAAUGACAUUAUCCAAGUCCAUCUCCCUCCCUCGAAGUGCGUACUGGCACCACAUCACACGGCAGAACAGUGUUGGAGAAAUCUACAGUUUACAAGGUCACCGUUUUGGCUCAACAAAGAUGUCCCGGGCACAAACGUUUCCCAGCUACACCUCAGAACAGAAUGAAGAGCACCAGCAGCCCCUGUCGCUGUCUAGCAGCUAUGGAUUUAGCUACAGCUCCAGCCUCAUCCAAUGACACACAGAGAACCACUGUUGACCAGAGAGACAGUCUAGCCUGAAACCUGCCCAUAGGGUCAGGAAACCACUUGUACCCUCUGCAUACAUGGAAGACCAAUUGCAGUGAAAACUGAGCUGUGUCAGUUCUAGUCCUGGUCACAGUUGAAGGUUAAAAACUGGAGCUCUGCUUCCUAGAGUCAGAGGCUAAGUCUUUUAUUUAUUGAAUUUCUUUGGGGAAUCUGUUUAAAGAAAUUGAUUUUGAAUUGUAAGAAAAGUCAUUUAAAUAAACAAAACCCUUUUGGUCUGAAGGCAGUAAAGGCCUCCACAUGGUGGGAUAUUGCCUGGAUUGGGUUGUGAUGUCUUGAGUAUCAGGCACUUUCCACCUGCCUCCUUGGCUGAGAUUUCCUAUUUACACUCCCAAUGACAGAACCUGUCCUUAGUUAAUAGUGGUGGGCCACUGGAAUCACUUCUGUGUUAGAGGUUUUGACAGGAAUACAAUCAGUGAACACCAGAAACAGCAUCAAAACUGUUCAUAUAAAUACAUCCCAUGGCAAUUAAAAGAACAAGAAAUUUAAAACACCAUGUUAAGCAGGGCCCCAUAGCUCUAUUCUGUGUGUAUAUGCGUACAAGUGUGUGUAUGUAGAAAUAUAGAGCCGGAUAUCAAUCUAUCCAUCUAUAUAUAACAAGUAUUUAUAAAAUGUGUGCUGAGGGUGACAGGAUAUGCUCACUUAAAUUGUUGAAAAAUGUAAUCCGGUGCAUUCAAAUUAAGAUUGUUAUGUCAAUAUCUAUUUUUAAAUUAGUGCUGUAAAAAGGCUUCUCAUUAGCAAAAGUAUUUAUGUAAUCAAGUCUGCACUUAUGACAAAUGUAAAUGCGAAAGUGAGAAAGGGGAAUGUGUUUGAACAAAAUGAACAAAUCCAGCUAUCCCACAAUUCAUAUUGUCACAUUCUUUCUGGUUGGUGUUACCCUGGUUUCUGACAUUCUCUGCCCCUUGCCCCUCUUGCAUAUCUAUUUGAAGUAUAAAAAACAUUAUAAUCAUUGAUCAACUACCUGUUUAACCUUCAGCAACAGAGCAAUUUAAAAUGAAACAUUAAGAAAGGAAAAAUGUUUCUAAAAAUGACCUCGGUGAAAUCAUUUUAGAAUCAGCAAAAGAACAAAAUGAGAAAGAUUGCAGUAGAUAUCAAGAUAUUUAAAUUUUCAUAAAUGCCAUGUGCAGAAUGCAGAAUCUCAACCUCCUAAAUAAAGAGAAUAUACUGUUUGAAUUUUCCUUAUGUGACCAGAUCUGAAGUUAUGUUGUAGGCACUAGAACUGACUAUGAAUAUGGAGGAGAUUUUAUCAAGGACCACUUUUUAUCCCCAAUACCUUGUCUGAUCAAGAUAGCCCAAAGGGAAGAAGGAAUUAAUUGUUGUUUUGGGGUAGUCUGAGAAUUUAAGUAAAAAAAAUUAUCCAUCAAUUUUAUGGUGUUUUCAAGACAAAAUGGAAUAUUUCUAUCUGAAUUAUCUGGAUAAUUGUGAUUGUGAUAUGUAAUCAAAAAUAGAUAAAAAGAACUAUAGCAGUUGUUUUUAAUCUAUGUAACAUUAGAAUAAUGUAAAUUUAAAUGACUAAUUAAGAAUCAUUUUGAUUAGAAAAUAAUAUGUUUGCUAGAUGAUGGUAAGGUCUUUAACUUCUAUCCUAAAUACCGUUUUCAUUAACCUGAUUGCUGGCAGAUGAGACACCUUCAGCCAACAAAUGCUGAAUCAAAAGGGCAUGGGUUUGUCUAAAUGGGCAUCACCCCUUACAAUAAACUGUUGAUAAUCUUUCUGUCUCUCAUAUGAGGGUGAAAUUCCCUCUAGAAUGGCAGUUGUAAUUCCACUGAAAAAAGUAAUUAUCCUCAGCCUUGAUGGGGAGAUGGGGAGCAGCGGGAAAUUCCCUUCUCCCUAACCAUGUGGACUUUGCUGAAACAGCAGGAGAGGAAAUGACUGGUACCAAAAGACAGAGCCUACCCUGAAACCCCGCUUUUCAGGGUUGAAAUUGCUUUGAAUUACUUCAGCUCAUGGCAUUUGCUUUUGCAAUGCCAAGCCUAUGUUAUACCAGAGCAACUUCCAGCUGAGAAUAUUUUCGCACAGCUCCUGGUGGAGCCUCAUCCAGAGGGAGAGAGAGACUGUCUCUCCUUUGGCUCGCUCGGUUGAGCUGUUGCCUAGAGACCACAAGGUUCCACUUGGGACUCAUGGGGGAGGGCCCUCAGGGGGCCUAGUUUAUGUCUCAGCUUUAUUAACAUGCAGGCUGCACAGACAGUAGCCGGGGAGGGGGGAGGGAUUACUAAUUAGCUAUGUCUGCUCUUGUGUUGGCUUAUAGGGACCAACAAUACCUGCACUGAAGUUGUUUAGGAAACAAUAUUUGGAUCUGAUCCUUAGUUAUCAGUGGGACUAACUGAUGGCAAACUAGUAAAGAUAGGUCUGGUUGGACCAGUUCAUUUGUAAAAGAAGUAAAGGAGAAAAAGAGAGACAGAGACAAAGACAGAGACAGAGAGGCAGACAGACAGAGAGAUUGAUUUCCUUCCUUAGUCUUGAAUUGAACCUUAUCAAAAUGAGGAAUAAUGCUAUAAAAUCUCUCCUGCUUCGUUUUUGCAAAUUUAUUUUGGCAUACCUUUGCAAGUACACACUUGGUGCAACUGUAGCCAAGAUAAAACUGCAAAGUGAACGGAUAAGAGAACUUAUAUCAAUGUAAUAUUCUUGACACCAAGUAAUGUGCAUUGUAAUAAAAAUGACAAGCAUAUAAGUUUCUUUUCAACCACCAAAAAUAAAUGUAGUUGCUGUAUUAAUCAUUUGGUACUUCAUAAAACUGAUUCAACUUGGAUCAGCUAAAACAACUCAUUUGAAACAGUCGAGGUUUUGCUGAAGAUGUCUCUGCCAUUUACAAAUCAUUUCUCUCUCUGUGAAGAUGAAUUGUCCCCCUGAUUUGCAUGUAAAAUUCUCAAAGGAGGAGGGAUAAGAAUGGACCAAAGAUAACUUCAGGUUCUUUAUUUAUAUGGAUGAAUGGAGGAAACACUGUAAAUGCAUACUGGUUAAUUAAAAUAGCCAGUUUCACUUCUAAGUUAAUGAACAUAAGGAAAGGCUGAAUGAAUCCAGUACAGAAGAUGUAGGAUUCUCUGAGACUUGGAUACAUUGGACUACUUUCCUUUUCAAUGCAUGUGGCUUUUCAAGGAUUUUUUUUCUUUGAGAUUUCCUUCUCCUGCUAAUGCUAACUGCUAUAACAUGUACAGAAUUAAUAGCAUAUGCAUACACUAUAUUUAAAAUAAAGGACAUACAAAAUAGCCUUGAUCAAAUAGCUAUUAUCCUGGUGGGGAAAAAAGACUUAGUAUAAUUUUUUUUUAUUUAUUUAAAAUAGGCACUUAGAAAAAAAGUCAUCGUGCAAGUUUCAGGUAUUUUGACUGAAUCAAUUCUGGCCACAGAUACAAUUUGUAUUUCCUCUAUUGAAAUCUAUAAAACUACCUAUAUAGUAAAAAGCUAAUAGGGUAUGUGUGGAAUAAAGUGGCAUUUAGUAAAAUUGAGCAUCCCCUCUUCAGACAGAAACUAGUCAGAUGACCAUUGCCACAUAUCAUUCAAAUAUCAAUUUCAAUGGACAAUGAUUUCUUAAAUUCAUUCUAUCAUUUUUAAUUAUGAAAGUUUACACUUGAUAUCCCUUGUGGAAUGACAAAGAGGUGAAUUUAUUGUUGGCAGUAGCCUCUAUGGAACCAAUUUACUGCACAUAAUAUCUUUAUGGUACAUAUUAAAGAUAUUUUUAUAUAAGCUAGAUUUUUGUCCCAUUGCCUUUACCCAAUAUUUCAAAAACUUUUAAAAAAAAAUAAUUUCAUUUAUCACUAAAAUAUUCCAGUAAUCUCUUUAAAUUAGCAUAAUGAUGGCUAUAGGAAAGAGGCAAUACUAUUUCAGUGGGACUGAGGAGUAGCCUUUUGUUUUAUGUAUUAUUUUUAAGUACCUAAAAAUACUCAAAAUGAAGGCAGUAUAUGUUUAAACAACUUUAUCAAAAUGGCCACGCCCAAUGUUUUUCUAAUUAUUUACUAGUUCAAUACCUGUUCUUCUCCCUCCCAACCCCCAAGUCUUUACAAAGAAGAUAAAAUACGCAGUUGGUCACACAUUAACCAUCAUAAAAGGGGAUACACUGCCUUAGUGAACCUCUCAAAUGCUGACAUCUCUCUCUUUGACAUUUGUAAGCUAUGGAACUUAUGUAAUACAAUUUAGAAUGAAAAGAAGAUAAACUAGACUUCACAGUGAUCAUGGCAGGAGGAGUGGGGUGGGGGGUGGAGGAAGACCCAAGCAAGACAGCAAUUAUAGGCUAGAUUAAGAUUUUUUUUUCCUGAACUCUCUGCUGAAGUAUUUGGGGUUGCUUGUUGCACCAUUCCGAUCUCAGUUCCCUAAUGAGAUGUCCUUAAUAUUCUGACUUUGGAUUAGAUUAAAAUGGAAAAACAGAAAAAGGCAGAGUACCAGCUUUAUACUGCCUUGGAAGAAUGCAAAGGAGGAUUGUUUCAGACCAGGCAAAGAUUUGUUGUUCUCUCAAUUUCUGGGAAUGAUUUAAUAGGAAAAAUUUGUAACAAAAUUGUCUUGCAGUAGAUAAUAAGAUAGUGAAAUGAGACCUGCAUAUGAGUUGUUCACCACUAUGUAGAUGUAAUGUCAUUUGAGGGUUAUGUUGGGGGCUAAUUUCUAAACAGAGGCAUCAACAGACUCAUGAACAUUCUCUGCAUAUAUAAAUAAAAAAUUAUGCAGGGUUAGACUUCUGGCCCCCCUUUCAUGGAGCUUCCCCAAGCCUCUGUUUCAAAAUUCCAUUUUUGGCAUUUUUACCACCUUGCCUGAAUCUUUCCUACAGUUGCAGAUACACUAAGAAGUAUCAUAGUAUUUGUAUAAGUGAAGUGAUUUUUUUUGCAUAUGUAUUUUCCAAUUGGUCAUAGAAUUUUAGGGAUAAAAGGGAUCUAAUCUCUUUAUUGUACAGAUGGGGAAAGUGAGACCUGAAGAGAUUAACUGAUUUUCCCUAGGUCAUAUAAUUAGUAGUGGCAGAGCUGUGACUAGAACAGAUCACCUGGUUCUCAGUGCAAUACUCUUUCCUUAAUUUGGACUGCAAUUAUAUUGCUUCCCAUCUUCCUUUUUAGUCUUCCCUAUACUCUUUUUAUCAGCUACCAAUGAAGGAAGAGAGUAACCAAGUGAAUUUUUUGACUCUUUUUCUGUUCCAACCUUCACUUAGCUCAUCUCUGAAUAUUUUAAUAGAGCACUUCAUUAUGAUUAUCACUCAGAACUCAAUUGCUGCCAUCAUAGGUUUUUGCUAUUGUUUUUUCUAGAGCCAGCCAAAAACUUUGCAGGCACUAUUAGUUUUUAUAGUAUGUUAUAGAUAAUUACCAAGUUCUGUGUGUGAAGUUAGAAUUUAUUGACCCUGAAUGAUAAUUAAUUUAGAGGAUUUCAAAUUGCUAUGCUCUGUAUUCCUAGAGAUUCAUCAUAUUGUGAUUGUGAUUACUAUUACUGUUUAACCAUUUCUGCAGCACUUUAUGUUGUAAAUAUGUUGCAAUCAUUUACACACCCUUGUUAGGCAAAUGUUAAUAUUACAUAGACGGCUGGACGGCUUUGAAUUACAAAGGAAAAUGGGAUGAUUUUUUAUUUUACCUGAAAGUUUCUACUUUUUGGUAUCAUGAGGCUUUUUAUUUUCCCUCACAUGCGCAAAAGCUUUUAAAAAUAUAAUGUAAAUGAAAUUGAAUUUAGGUAUUAUUGGUAAAUAUGAUAUUUUAAAAGAAACAAGAAAAUUUUAGGUCUAAAUUUUGCUGUUAUGAUUUUCCUGCCUCUUUACCUUUAGGGGACCUUGACUUUUCAUCAUUAUUUAAAGGAGAAAUGAGAUUAGCUUGAAAGAGAAGAAUUUCUAUUUUCUUCUAUAUGUGUAUUUGAUGAAUCAUUUUAUGUUAUCCACUGUGCUUGUUUUCAUGUAAGAGUUGCCAAGAGAAUAGCUAAGUUUUAAAGUAACUUUUCCUUUUCUGGUUCACAAAUUUCUCCAAGAAAAAAAAGCAUUUCUAUCCAAUUUUAAUAGUUGGUUUAUUCAAAUUCUAACCAAACAUUUCAUUGUUUGGAGACAUGCAGUUCAAUAAGACCUGAAAAUAGACCAAAUUCAUUCAAUUUCUUGACAGUCUUACAUGAAUAACUUGACAAACUGCAUCAUUUCCAAUGACAGCUUUUCUGGACAAAUGAAAGCAGAGUGUAAAUACAAUCUAAUUGUCAUAUCAAUGUGUCACCAUGUUGGGGUUUUAUGGCCCCCUUGACUCAACUAAGUUUCCUGUAAGUUUAUGUGCAUUCCUAUUUUAAGAAAAUCUGAUACACAGAAAUAUUCAAAAAGCAAAAAAGGGAUAACAAUUUGAAUUACAAAAGUAUUCUUGUAAGAUCCCUUUAAUUAAAAGAUCAUCUAGUGUGUUUAUUUGCUGGCCAUUAACAUAAAGAUUGGGAGGCACAGAAAUUUAUAGCUAGAAUAUUAGGAUUUCCUUGCCAAUUCAAGUUCAGUUAGAAAGAAGAUAUUUCUGAAGUUCAUAAUGUAAGUUAAUUGGAAAGCAAAAUUUGAUUUACAAAUUUUUGUUUCACAUACAUCCUUUCAUGUAUAAAUCACGUUAAACUUUUGUACAUGCUUUUAAUAAUUAAAAAUAAAAACAUAGCCAUACGGCUCAAAAAGAAGGUCCAACUCUCUGUAAAGGGAAUUAAGCAAUCUUCCUGGUUGUAGUCAGUCCUCAGCUUCUAACAGUUAACAUUAUAUCACUGUGCCAGUAAAACCUAAAUCUUUAGCUAUCUCUUACAACAAACUGCACAAACUUCUUGACCUGAUCAAUUUGCCCAAGUUUGUCUAUCUACAGCUCCCUCCUGGGGGUCUCCCUGUUUGCUCUUCACAGAUUUUCCUGGAGUUAUCAAUGGCUUUUGAUGCCACGUACAUCCCUACUCUGGAAUGAUUUCUUUGUAGUUCUAUAGCCCUUCAUCUCAUUCAACUUUCCAGGGAAUUUUUGAUAUAAAUUAAAUUAGAGGUCAAAUAGUUGGUUGCUAUGUUUACCUAUUUAACUGCUUCAUAAACAUUUUUUUAAAAUUCCAUAUGAGUACGCUAGGUCUUUUAUAAUUGAUUAAACAAUUGAUUCAAUAUUAUUUAGGUUUAUUUCAGCAAAAACUUAAAUAGGUUCUUGGUUAAGAACAUAACUCACUAUUAUAUAAUUGUUUCUAUGGAAAAAAUCAGAUUCAAUUUAUAUUGUUUUGAUUUGCAAUUUCCUUUUCAAGACUGUACCCACUGUAAGUUUGAACACUGACAGUACUUAAAUGUUAAUUGAAACAUUUAAAAUGGAAUGGAAAAGAUUCACAAUCCCCAAAACAAAAAUGAACAUUUCUGGCAAAAAGAAAAAGAAAGAAAGAAAGAAAAGAAAUCACAUAGUGAAGAGAUGGCAAUAAAAUUAGGACAUUAAAUUUUUAAAAUUUUUUUGAGUGUUUUUCCCCUUGCCGAAAAGGCUGGCAUGUUUAGUUGAAAUCAACUAGUAUCUCUUGAAUUUACAGUUUCCAUGUCCAGCUCUAUACUAAAUAAAAUGAAUCUAAUACCAUAGGUCCAAUGUUUGUUAUUCAUAGUCCUAUGAACAUUGCAAAAGUUUGAAAAACACAAAAAGAAAAAAAAAGUAUAGGUAUAAAACUUGAAUGAUACUUUUAUGCUUUUAAAAAUACAAGCAUGGAAAGAUGGACAGAAGAAUUUAUUUAUUCAUGAUUUUGCAUGAUUAGCAUUUUGGAUAAUGGAAUUAAUGUUCUUUAAUGUAUGACUACUUAAUGCAAUUACCAUUGUACAAUACUGUAACUUUGGUUUCUUUACUUUAUGUUACCAUGUGAGGAAGUUUCUGUAACUACAUAAUUAAAUAGAAUUCUGACAAUCAUACACUGAUAACCUUUAAAAUGUCACCCAUUACCUCACUUGCUAGCUUGCUAUUUUCAAAUAAAGGUGAAAGUUUGCCCUUUAUUAAAGAUAAGGUUACAAAGAA
Messenger RNA from Phascolarctos cinereus (koala), 9679 nucleotides. It is a transcript of the gene DOK6, whose product is annotated as docking protein 6. Gene Ontology annotation, biological process: cell surface receptor protein tyrosine kinase signaling pathway. The record is from RefSeq and is a predicted model, not a curated record. Gene Ontology annotation, cellular component: cytoplasm. Lineage: Eukaryota; Metazoa; Chordata; Mammalia; Diprotodontia; Phascolarctidae.